UUGCCUCUGAUACAGGGUGCCAUAAGGAAGUUCUGCUGUGCCUGGUUAGUCAUUAACCCCCCCGUCGAGACUUUACACCCAGGAAGAGCAGAUGGACAGGCUUUCAACACCACUUGCAGCAAACCGAGGAAAAGGAUCAGGGACUUCAUAAUCUGAGGAAGAAGUCAGAUAAAGAUGAGUGAUAUCUCAGAGGAUGAGAAUGAAAUCACGUUCACUGUGAAGUUUCUGGGUCGAGUGGAAGUGUAUCACUCCGAAGGACUGCAGGUUUUGACCGAGGCAGCAGAGGUGUUGAAGUCACAAGACAAGGGCAUAGAGAAGACAAAGAAGAGGAACAAGGUGUCUCUGUUUCUGUCUGUGAGCGGAGUUGACAUCCUGGAGCACAAGACCAAGUUCAUGCUCUACACCUGCCCCCUCUCCUCCAUGUCCUUCUGCGGAGUGCACCAGACCAAGCCCAACGUGUUCGGCUUUGUGGCCAAGCACCCGGCUGCCGACAUGAACCACUGCUACCUGUUCCAGAGCAAGAAGUUUUCCCACCUGCUGGUGUCUGUGAUUGGGGACGCGUUCCAGGCCAGCAGGAGAGACGAGGCGGUCAGUGGCCACAGAGACCUGGUGGUGGAAGCUCUCCGGCACAAGAAUAAGGUUCUGCAAAAGGAAAACAAGGAGCUGAAGAAGAGACUCGCGGCACUGCUGGGGACGGGAGCUGAGAGAGGAGAUUCACACGUGGAAAGCAGAGGAGCUCUGAAUAUUUUCAAAAAUCAAAUUGCCCCUGAGCCCCCCCUUCAGGGUCACAAAAUGAGCUGGCUAAAGCACAUGGCAGCAGUAAAAGUUAAUGCUGAAGAGGACAGCGCCCCUUUGGUGAGAAAUGCAUACAUUCAACAGAAGGAGUGAAGAAUGAAACUGGAAUAACCCAAAUAAUGCUGAAAUGCAGAAACCCUGCACCUGUACCAAAGACUUCUCCCAGUUCUGUACAGACCUGAAUGCUAAACAUGCAUUCUUAUUCCUCAUGAGAUCAUGGUACUGGAAGCUGUUCGAUUUUGAAAUGUUGAAAAGUCCGUUUAUUUGAAUUUAAAGUACUUGAAUGACAAAGCUCUCCGACUGUGUGUAAAGUUUUUUUCCUUGUAAAGGUUUUAACAUUCAGGUUGUCCAUUUACUUGCACUGCAAUCAGCACUUUGUAUAGGUUGUGCUGGUGUUCGUUGGCAUGUGGUUCUUGUUUGUCACUUGUGAAUAUUUAAUAAUUAUUAAUAUUAAUAAAUAUAAUUACAUUAAAUACA
Molecule: messenger RNA, 1272 nt
Organism: Anguilla rostrata (American eel)
Lineage: Eukaryota; Metazoa; Chordata; Actinopteri; Anguilliformes; Anguillidae
Product: PTB domain-containing engulfment adapter protein 1-like
Exons: 9
Coding region: 175-888 (237 amino acids)
Source: RefSeq, a predicted model, not a curated record